Messenger RNA from Effrenium voratum, 506 nucleotides. Lineage: Eukaryota; Dinophyceae; Suessiales; Symbiodiniaceae. The record is from the annotation of a GenBank genome assembly.
GACGACGCAGGGCCGGGGAAGAUCCUGAAGCCGCACCUCUCGCCAAGUGCACGGACCCCCGCGCUGGAGAGGCCUUCGGUAAGAUGCAGAGCAUCAAGAGCUUGGCGGUCGUCAGUAAUCCAGACGCUACUCGCCAGCGGCCCAUGACUGAGCUGAGGGCUUCUGCACCGCGCGCUGUGCGUCCGGUGGAGACCGCCGCAGAGGUCAUCAAUUUCUGUGACGGCCUUCUCCGUCGGCGCAACCUCAACAAUGCCAACCUCAAGGAAGCUGAGUUGGUGCGGGCCCAGAAGGAGACGGAGGCCCAGGAGCAGACGGAGGCCCAUGAGCCGGCAGGAUGGAGGCCCGCCGAAAAGCCGGCUGAGGCCCAGGAGGAGACGGAGGCCGAGGAGGAGACGGAGGCCCAGGAGCAGACGGAGGCCCAUGAGCCGGCAGAGACGGAGGCCCACGAGCCGGCCGAAAAGCCGGCUGAGGCCCAGGAGGAGACGGAGGCCCAGGAGGAGACGGAG